AUGCAGGACCAGAGCAUGAGAUACGACGACAAGCUCGCGCAAAUGUACACGGGCCUUAUGGACUCUGCACGGCAAGCUGGUGCAAAGCUUCAGGGCGUCAUGCAAACAGUCGCCUCCUCAACAGCGGAGACUGGACCUCCGAGCCGCGUCUCGCCAUCCGUGGUGAAGAAGAUCCGCGAUGUAGGUGACAUCUUGGAUGAAGCGCAAGCGGAUGUUUACAAAGAGGAGUGGCAGGCACUCAAGGUCACCCCCUCACUACUGCGGGCAUACCUUCCGCUGAUGAAGUACUACCCUCAGGAGGCCUUCAACGACAAUGUAGGAGACAAGUAUGUCAACGCCGCCACUCGCGAGAGCCUGUAUUUCUAUGAGAUGCAGUUCGCCACCAGCGUUGAUCGCCUUGAGAAGGCCGUGGAAAACCACAAGGUCCGCGAAGUCGAGGAGGCAUUCGCCAAGACUUCUUUGUCGUAUGACAGAUACUUGAAGGCCGGUGACCUGUACACAGGCUACGACCCCGUAACCUCCACGACCGUCUUCUUUCAGAACGUCAGCGAUAGUCAGUUGCAAUACACUCCGCUGGCCCUGCAGCAGCCGCAAAUUCGGGAUGAGGUGUUGGUGCUACAAGGUCCCGACAAGGGCAAGGUUGGGCGCAUCAUCUGGCUUGGUCGAGAGAACGGCGAGGACUUGGGCAGCAAGGUCCUGAGCGCCGUGGUGAAGCUAGAGCCAAACCCAGAGCUCGGGCAGUCUCGAAGUGGCGGUGUCCGGGAAGUCAAGGCCUACCCCUACUCGUGGCUGGUGAUGACACGUGGCAGCAAGGAGAGCUACGUCCAGGACCUGGUUCUGGCGACGGCAGCAGCGAUGGUGUCCUGCGCAGUGACGUAUCCUCUCGAAACAAUCAAGGCCCGCGUGCAGUCGAACUUGUCACCGAUCCCACCGGAAGGCCCUCAGGCUCUCAUCCAAGGCCUCGAGCUGAAUGUGCUUCGAGAGGCACCCAACGCGGGGUUUCUGAUGGCCGGCUUCAACUACUUCACCCGCUGGGCUGUAGGCCUGCCCUUUGUGAACGGAAAUGAUCCCAACCUGAAGUUCCUGCUGAUGAUCCCUUCAGGUGUUGUGGCAAUGUGCACUGGUGCCUUUGCCAAGACGCCGGUGAUUGACAUCAGCAAGCAGGUUCAAGCCGGGCUGGCCAAGGACACAGGCGAAGCUAUUGAGAAUGUGUUCUUCAAGCCCUCGCCAGCACAGGUGACGAAGAAGUUGGGCCGAACCUUCAUGCUCACCGUCAUCCGCGGGGUGCCAUUUGGUGCUUUUCAGUGCUUGAUCUAUGAGGUGCUGAAGGACCAGACGCCGGCUCUGCUUGAGAACAUUGGGGUGCCCAUCUGGUUCGAGCCUUUCAUAUGGGGCGGCGUCGCUGGCUUCUGCACUGGCUACUUGACGAACCCACCGGAUGUCGUUAUGCAGCGGUUGGCCAUCGAAUCCACCAACUCCAGUGACGAUGAUCCGGACAAGCCUUUCAGUGUCGGGGAGACUUGGGAGGAAAUCGUCCGGGCCACGCAGAAGAUCUUGGAAGAAGAGGGGCCCGCAGGCUUCGCCAAAGGCGGGCUUGAGAACGCCCUGUACUUCCUGCCUGAAGCGAUGGUCUGGUUUGGGGUCUACGAGGGCCUCAAGGGUGUGGCAAAUAGCGUUUCGCAAGCCUUCUAG
Molecule: messenger RNA, 1692 nt
Organism: Symbiodinium natans
Lineage: Eukaryota; Dinophyceae; Suessiales; Symbiodiniaceae
Source: the annotation of a GenBank genome assembly